Molecule: messenger RNA, 859 nt
Organism: Scomber japonicus (chub mackerel)
Lineage: Eukaryota; Metazoa; Chordata; Actinopteri; Scombriformes; Scombridae
Gene: gins2
Product: GINS complex subunit 2
Exons: 5
Coding region: 42-608 (188 amino acids)
Biological process (GO): double-strand break repair via break-induced replication; DNA replication
Cellular component (GO): GINS complex; nucleus
Source: RefSeq, a predicted model, not a curated record
GUGAAGCUCCGAGAAAACAAAAUAAACUAGUUGUUAAAAAGAUGGCUAUGGAUCCAUCGGAGGUGGAGUUCCUCGCCGAGAAAGAAACGGUGAAGAUAAUACCAAAUUUCAGUCUAGACAAGAUCUUUUUGAUCGGGGGCGACCUGGGGCCCUUCAACCCUGGACUGCCCGUUGAUGUUCCUGUGUGGCUGGCUCUGAACCUGAAACAGAGACAGAAAUGUCGAGUUAUUCCUCCUGACUGGAUGGAAGUUGAGAAACUGGAGGAGAUGCGAGAUCUUGAGAGGAAAGAGGAGACCUUUACGCCCGUUCCCAGUCCGUACUACAUGGAGCUGACCAAACUGCUACUGAACCACGCAUCUGACAACAUCCCUAAAGCAGAUGAGAUCCGCACGCUGGUGAAAGACAUCUGGGACACGCGUAUUGCCAAACUCCGCCUCUCUGCUGACAGCUUCAUCAGUCAACAGGAGGCCCAUGCCAAGCUGGACAACCUGACUCUGAUGGAGAUCAACACCGUACGAGCAUUCCUCCUUGAUUCUCUCAACUGCAUGUACAAACUCCGUUCCAAUCUGCAGCCGUCCUCCAGUAAAGGACAGUUCAUUGACUAUUGAUUAUCAGGAUCACGGCCUGCUGAACAGUCACUUGACUGGGAAGGCUGGGGUAACCGCCUCACACUGAGGUGUGUAUCGACUAACCAGGCUCUUCAUCACUGAAAAGACUUUUUUUCUCAGAAACUGAGCCAUUAGAUUCUGUUAAUGGCUCUUUAUUGUUCAGCAUUUUUAAGGUGUUAUUUUUCUUAAGGGGACACACUCUUUGGAUAAUAAUAUAAUUUAAUUUAGGAUACGCUUUGGACUUUAUAACA